Molecule: messenger RNA, 3815 nt
Organism: Brassica napus (rape)
Lineage: Eukaryota; Viridiplantae; Streptophyta; Magnoliopsida; Brassicales; Brassicaceae
Product: probable F-box protein At4g22060
Exons: 1
Coding region: 94-1203 (369 amino acids)
Molecular function (GO): protein binding
Source: RefSeq, a predicted model, not a curated record
AAACUUUUCUAACGUUUCCUAACAUUCUUUGGACAAGGAACUUUAACAAUCAUUAUAAAAACAUGAUUUACCAACUCGUCGAGGCAAGUCUCAAUGUCGAACAUGGUAAACUGGUCGGAGCUUCACGAUGACGUUCUACAAUUGAUUCUGGAGGGUUUGGACAUCAUUACUUAUGUUAGAGCUCGAACCGUUUGCAAGGAUUGGUACGCAGUUUGCAAACGAAUCACUUCAGUACAGGAAAAGUCUCCGUGGGUGAUAAUCUUCCCUGACGGAAGAUCAAAGUGCGGUUCUUGUCUAGUGUCGGACUGUUGCACUUCUGGACUCACCGGUAAAUGUAAGUUUUACAGAUUGCAGAAUCUCGGCAAUGACUUUGGUACUCACCGGUGUAUCGCAACUUGCGGAGGCUGGCUCUUAAUGUUAGACCUACGUUCAAGUUUAUACGUUUUGAAUGUUUUAACACGCGAGAGAAUCAAACUUCCGCCGUUUGAGUCACACAAAGGAAGGCUAUGUGUUGAGAGACGCCGCCGUGACACCAACUUCGUAAUAAAUAAAUCGUCAGUAACCACAAGAAACGCUGUAAACAAGACAAACGCGGUUUUAUGGGUCGACGAGAGAACCAAACGUUACUUAGUCGUCUGGUCGAUAGGUCUCUGGUAUAUGAUGUACGCUAGGAGUGGGUUCGAUUUCUGGAGAGAGAUACCUACACGUGAAGGUCCUGAGAAUCUACAUGGAUGUCAAGAUAUUGCCUACAAAGACAACAAGCUUUACGUUCUAAGCCAUCAAAACCAAAUCAGAAUCUUGGACUUCUCUCAAGAACUCCCUUUAGCGUUACCGACUAACGUUGAGCAUCAACCAUUUACGAAUGACAGACCAUGGCGAGUUAAGAUUGGAGUUACAGUCUCCGAACAUGUUUUGAUGGUUAAGAAUCGGUUAAAUAAAAUUUUGAAGAUUUUUAAGAGGGAUUCAGAAGGGACAAGUUGGGAUACUGUGGAGUCAUUAGAGGGAGAAGCUUGGAUCAUGGAUCUAGGUGUGACUGUACCAGGAGUUAAUGGGACUAAACCAAACUAUAUUUAUUACAGCAAAGAUAAGUAUGUUUAUUGGGGCGAUGUUUCGACUCAAGAAUUGGGGAUGGCCCAAGAUGUUAACUUGAAUCGUAACUUCAGUUACGCUAGGUGGUUUAUUCCUAGUCUUCGUGAGUUAUAAUUGGAUUAAGCUAUUUUUUUCUUCUGUAUUGUUUUUUAUAUUUCUUGCUUACUGUUUAUUAAUUGAGAUUCAUAGUUUUCUUUUAUCGGAUUGUUUUGGUGUUUAAGAGCAACCUCAAUGAUGGAUUCUCACCAAUGGAUUCUCAAAAUACGUUAAGUCUAACUAGGAUAAGGCCGCGUUUUAACCCGGAUUAUGUUUCUUUCUUUUCGUUGUUGCAUUUUAAAAAUUAAAUAAAUAAAAUUAUUGUGGUUCAUUGACCUAUUAACUAAAAUAUUUGGUUAAUUAUCUAUGUUAAUUAAUAUUUAGUAUUGGAUAACAAGGUCGUAUAGCGAAAUCAUAUUUAUAAUGUAUUGAUUAUGUCGAAUUAUCUUGUAGUAGUAAUAAAAUAUCUUUAAUAAAAAGUAUAUUGGUGGGAAUAUACUAUAGGUAUUCUCAUUUAUUAAUUUUAGUAAUAUCGAGCUAAUUUUAUUGUUUAGAUUUUCUGAGAGUAUAUCAUUUAAAAGUGUGUAAAAAAAUUUAUAUUACAAAUAUAUAAUGCUCUAAAUACUCAUGUUUUGUUGGACCAUUCAAAGUUAUCAGUAAAAAAACGAUACUCUAAAUUAAUAGAAUAGAGGCUUCAAUAGUAUUCAAGAGACUAUGAUUCAAAGCUUUAGCUAUCAAAUCUCAAGGUCUACCACACAAAUAUUCGUGGCAUCGACUUGUCCGGGUCCAUAUAUUGUCUCACUAGUUACAGCAGCAACUGGAGUAUAAUAGUAGAUCAUGCUGUAGGUUUUCAUCUCUUAAUCGUGUUACUCAUGAAACAACCAAUCUUCCUUCAUUAGAGUCGUAGAUUCAUACGACAGGACGUAUUUUGAUGCUGUCUUGAGCUCUACGGCACCACGUUCCUUUUGACUAGGGACGAUUUCUGGUUCUCAAAGACAGCUGUUUUGUGUAAAAACGAAAGAAAUGAAGAUUUCGUCGUUGCUUGGGCUAUCAAAUGAUCUAUAAUAUCGAUCUCAUACAAGAAAAUACCAAAUGAUGAUGCUGAGCUUUAAACCAUCAUUUUUUCUUCUUCUGUUCUUUCUUUACUUUUCUUUUUUUUGAAACACAACUUAUAUUAAUGCAAGAAAAGAGUUAGGUGUCUGCCAUAAAGGCUUCACCCUCAACCAGACACAUUUUUGCUAGCUUAUCAGCAGCAUUGUUCUGUACUCUCGAGAUCCAAGAGCAAGAAAACUCAUCAAGUGAUCUACAAAAGAAGGUAAUAUCAGACAUAAUUCCAUAUAGCUCGUGGAGCUUCUCCAGACGUGAUGGCUUUUAUCAGCGAGGUUGAAUCCGAGUGGCAAUGUAGGCGUUGAAUCUCCAUUUCCAUCUCUUUACCUUUCAUUACGUACUUUUGUGAUGUAAAAAUAUUUUGGAAAGGAUAUCUUCAAUUCCAAAAAAAAAAAAAAAAAAAAAAACCAAAUGAUGAGACUGAGCGGUGGAGUAUUACAUGCACACAAUGUGAAGAUAUGGCUUUUGAAGAUAACAAGCUUUACGUCUACCUUUUACAUAAAGAAAAUAGAGAUCAUAAUUCUUAUAAUCCAUUUUAUUCAAGCACACCAAGAAAGGGAAGCAACAUAGCUAUCCCUCAAGAUGAAAUAAGAACUUUAGUUAGAACAUUAAUAUUUAUCCCAAAUAUACAUGAGCUUCAUCGGCUCACGGUUUCUUGAAAAGUAAAUGCCAUCAUCUCGUGCUUCCCAUGAGUUAAAUUUGCCACAUUUAAGAUACGCACCUCCUUGAUAUGCCGUAAAGUUUUGAUGAUAUUCAAGAUUAGCCCCUUUCCACAAGAUACAUUUGAAUCUUGUAAUAAGAAGACUAUCAUGAAAACUAAAAUUGUAUGCAACGUCUUGAAAUCUCAGAAAAUGGUCGCCUAGAUCAUCGUCUUUGGAUACACAAUGGACUUUGAGAAUACUACGGCUAAGUGUAAGGUUGUUUUGGAUAGCUACCAUGUUUUUAUGACACUUUUCUACAUUCGACUCAACAUGCAAAGAAAAUAUAAGAUACAGAAAAAUAAAUGCAAGUUUCAUUUUUCUUGUAGUUAAUUGUGUGUAUGUAAGUCCCUACAGAUUUAUAGACUUCAUAGUUCAUAGGUUUCUCAGACCGAAUUCAACAAUUGUGUCUUGGAUACCUCUUGUAACACCCGUAUUUUCCGAAAUAACUUAAAUAAAUAAUAAGUCAAAAGUUUUCAUUUAUUACUUCUCAAAAGUCAACUCCCAAGUCGUAAAUCCAAUAAAUGGCCAUAAAUCCAAAUAAUAUAAUAAAUCCCGAAAAUAUCGAUAAAAUCAUAAAAACCGCAAGUCUGAAAAUGAAAGAAACAAAACUCCCAAAGCACCAAUCUGAUAGCAAUCACUCAUGCUCGUCAGUCUCACCUGAAAGGGGGAAAGAAGGAGGGGUGAGUAACAGGGGAGUUACUCCGUGAGGUAUGAGAUGCUAAACCACAAACCACUGACUCAGUACAUAGCACUACAACUAUGUAGGCCUAGCUCUAGCAUGAAACAAACACGGUGUCUAAUACACCACAUAAAACAUCAAAUGCGCUGAUAGUGCAUAACUAGAUCACACACCCCACAUUCUCCUUAUACGGAUGUAAAUAU